CCGGCCGACUAAACGUGAUGCACCGUCAGUGCUGGCGUUUUGCUGCUUUCAGUAUUGGUUCCACGUUUGCGCCGAUGGACUGAUGAAAACACCUGACCGGCAAGAUGGUUCUGAAAGAUCUUCCCAGAGAUGCCCUUUUACGACCGUUGUCCAGGAACGAGGUCCUGGGAAUGCUGGUGAGGUUGACCAUCUUUGGAGCAGCCACCUACUUUAGCAUUAAAUGGGUUGUUGAUGCGAUGGACCCGACCUCGAAGCAGAAGAACCAAGCCAAGAAACGGGCCGAGCAGCUGAUGAAGAGGAUUGGUGUGGAGGGCGUCAAACUCACAGACUAUGAAAUGAACAUUGCCGCUCUUCUAGUUGACCCACAAACAAUGAAGGUGUCAUGGCGAGAUAUUGCUGGUCUGGAUGACAUCAUUAAUGAGCUCCAGGACACUGUCAUACUGCCCUUCCAAAAAAGGCAUCUGUUGCCUGAUUCCAAGCUUUUUCAACCUCCCAAAGGUGUGUUGUUGUUCGGUCCUCCUGGAUGUGGGAAGACCAUGAUCGCCAAAGCAACAGCGAAAGCAUCUGGCUGCAAGUUUAUCAACCUUCAGGCCUCCACGCUCACUGACAUGUGGUACGGAGAGUCGCAGAAGCUGACUGCUGCUGUCUUCUCAUUGGCUGUCAAGAUCCAGCCGUGUAUCAUCUUCAUUGAUGAGAUUGAUUCAUUCUUGAGAAAUCGCUCCAGCCAUGACCACGAGGCCACAGCUAUGAUGAAGGCUCAGUUCAUGAGCCUGUGGGAUGGACUGGAGACCUCAGCCAGCACCCAGGUGAUGAUCAUGGGAGCAACCAACCGACCGCAGGAUGUCGAUCCGGCUAUUCUGCGCCGGAUGCCAACCACAUUUUAUGUUGGCCUACCGAACGCAAGACAAAGGCAUGAAAUCCUGAGGCUAAUUUUAGCCGGGGAAAACUUGAGCAACGCCAUCAAUCUGAAGGAGAUUGCUGAGAAGACAGACGGUUACUCAGGCAGUGACCUGCGGGAGCUCUGCCGCGACGCCGCCAUGUAUAGAGUUCGGGACUACGUCCGCAAGGAGCAGAUGAGGCAGAUCGCUCAGCAGUUCCAGGACUGUGAGGAGGAGGAGGAGGAAGAGGAGGAGAAAGCCGUGGAUGAGGACAGGCUGCGCCCAGUCACCCAGCUGGACCUUCUCUUCGGCCUGGACAAGAUGAAGGAGGCCAAGCAGGCCACGGUGACAAUGCUACCCAGCGUAGCCGACGUCCCGUUGGACUGAACCCGUCCCUCGCUGGCCUCGACUUGAAAGACUCCUCAGCCAGGAGUGGAGGAGAGUGAGCAUAAUGGCCCCACUCAGCUGCUUGACAGCAUUCUGAAAGCUCCGGUGCCAUCGGACAUGAUCGAGCAGACUCUGGCUACAGCGGCAGCAGCUGCGCUCGCCGCCACAUUUCUCAGCAGGAUUUCCUGUUAAGAAAAAAUACUUGGGCUUCCAUGGCUGGAGUGAAUGGCAGAGGGCGAUGCAUCAUGCAUGAAGGACGGGAACACACCAGAAGUAGAGGAGAGAGCGCACUGUUUACAUGACUAAGUCGGACAAUGAUUCAUGAAUCCCUCAUGCAGUUGUAUGGAAGUUUCAUCUCAUGUAUGGCAACAGGUGAGUGAACAUAGGGAGGAUUUUAUCAAAAUGUAUAGCGAUUUACUCAGAGAUGAGGAGCAAAUGACUUCUAAUAAGGCUCCUGGGGGACGGAAAUCUGCUGUCUGUCCGUCCGUCCGUCCAUCUGUCCAUCUAUCUAUCUAUCUCGCUCUAUCUAUCUAUCUAUCUAUCUAUCUAUCUAUCCAUCAAUCUAUCUAUCAUCUAUCUAUCUAUCUCUCUCGCUCUAUCUAUCCAUCCAUCCAUCCAUCUAUCUAUCUCUCUCGCUCUAUCCAUCCAUCCGUCCGCCCGUCUGUCUGUCUGUCUAUCUAUCUCGCUCUAUCUAUCUAUCUAUCCAUCCAUCCAUCUAUCUAUCUAACUAACUAGCUAACCAUCCAUCUAUCUAUCCAUCCAUCCAUCCAUCCAUCCAUCCGUCUGUAUGUCCAUCUAUCAUCCAUCUAUCAUCCAUCCAUCCUUCCUUCCUUUAUUUAUUUUAUUUAUGAGUGUUCAAGCUUUGCUAAUCGACGGCUUGUUCUGUGCAAGCGGGGAAAAAGACCACAGUUCAAGUUCCUCACUCACAAAACAGAAAACCAGAUGGGAUUGAAGGGAAUUCACUGAAAGAUGGUGUGUAUACAGUAUUUGUGUCCCAAGUAGGAAACCAGGGAAGCUAGCUUUCAAAAAAAUCUAGCUGGGCUAGCAUUAGCCUUCGAUAGGUUACAGACUGUUCAAUGAGUAAACAUUCUGACAGAGUGCAAAAUUCUGUACAACAAGAGUGAAAGUGAAAACUGCACAUUUUCUCUGGGAAAUUCCCAGUAACGCCCGCCGGGGACGUCAUACGAUUUGGCAUUUCCAAGUCUGACAAUCCUUCACCACCCCGUGUACGUGAUCCAAUACAACAAAACAAACGCACAUUCAGCAAACUUAUGUUGUCCCUUCAUUACGUUUUCUAGCAUGUAUUCUAUGUUUAACAGGUAGUAUCCAGACUCCAUUCUACCACUAGAUGGCACAUCUUUCUCCGCGACUGACAUCAGUUGUCAGAUAAGCCGUAGCUGCAAUGCGACCAUUAGCGCUACUUCACCGCUCAUCGCGAGGAGUAACUGUAAAUGACAGUGUCGCCCCACAUGCUCGACACAAACCCUUUCAUAUUUCAUUGGGUAGCAUGGCGGAUAAGUGCAUUCUACAAGCUGCACAUACAUCUGUAGUAAAUCAUUUAAAGAUGUGCAGGAAUGCUGAAGGCGAUAUACUGAAAAGCUGCAAGCAUGAAGUUCAACUGGAGGUGGAGAAGUUGUGCUUCAAGAGCAAGCGUGCACUCUCCAGGAAACUGUCUUGGAUGUGACAUCACACGGAGGUCCCUGGAGGGCCCCCGGUGGCCAAACCAAUGAAUGUUUAAUGGAAGAAACCCAGCAAGUAUCUGAUUUAUGUCACUUAGCAUGAGCCCAGCCAUGGAGGGAGCAGACUGAACAUGUCACUGCCAUGAGAGUCUUCACAGGAGCAGUUAUUCUGUCCACCCUUCAAUAGGGUAGAAGAAGAGGUGAGGUCUGUAGCACGGGAGGGGGAAGCUAAUCGGACGGUGUGUGGCUGUCAGAGUGGGUGUGAAGAAAAAGGUCAGCUCUCCAGUCUCCACCACUGUUGGCAGCAUCUCAGCUUCCCUCCUUGUUUCUACACGAGGGAGAGAGAGCAGACAUUAAAAGUCUUUUAUCGUGAGAACGUCGACCCCUAGUGCUUUCAUUUGCAUCAAGCCGUAGCAGUCAUGUUCAUCGAGUCAAGUGUUCCUCAAAACUGUAAAAUCACUUUAAGUGUCACAGUCUUUCUGAGUUAUCUCUUAUGACCUCUAUCUUGCUGUGAUGACCUUCACAGGCUUUUAAACGGGACACAUGGAUCGGGACAAAUAUUUCAUUCUGUGUCUCUGUCCUCCUUUCUGAUGAUCACAAAGUUCUCAGAGAGAAAAGCUAAAUAUCCUCCACAUCCAUAAUAAGAACAGGGACACUCAUCCUUUCCACAACUUUAAAUGUUAAAUGGUGAAAUACUGGCCAAACGGAUCCCGAACCAGUUUGUCUAUUCGUCCAAACCAAUUUACACCCACACGAACGCGAUCUAUUCCAAGCUGGCAAGACAUCCGCUUAGUUAGUUAGAGGAUAUUGUUCACUGCGCUGAGGCAAAGCCAAUAUUAGAAAUUUAACCAUUUCAUCACCAGCAUCUGUUGAAAUCCAAGAUCCCCACACGUGCUGCCAAGCUUCUCGUUCUCUUCCAAAAACAAAAACAAAAAACACAUUAAUUCACUGUACUGUUUCAUCUGGGAUAUUAAGGUAUUAAAAACUCAUUCAAUGUCCAGUUUCUUUAUUCAAGACUUCUAAGUUAGAUAAGCUGACUCAUGAGAGUCUUAACUAAAAACCUUCAUAUAAAUAUACCGACAAAAUGUCAGCAGAUGGCGCCGAACUUUACUGUAACUUAAUAUAUUCAGGCCAGUACAUUCUGGGCAGCAGGUAGCUCAGGAUGAGUGUUCGAUUGCUCUCAUAGGGGACGGACAAGCAGCAUCUGGAUACCAAGAGUAUGUGUUGAUGCUGCGAGACAGUGGCGAGGUGAGCUGAAGGCGAAACAGAGGGAAUAAAGGUGAGAGGGUGGAGACGACUAUCAGGGGUGAUCGCAGAAAGAAGAGUAGAGUAAAAGGGAAGCUCCAUAGAACAGUGGCAGUGUGACCUACCAUGAUGUUUGGUGGAGAAAGAGGAGAAAGAGAAGAGGAAGACAAACAGUGAGGUUCAUAAAUGAAUGGCGUAAAGAGGCUCGGUGCAAUGACAACUUUCUUUCACAACCCAGAUGAGGAAUGAAACUAGAUCAGUUUUCAUCAAAGUUCAAAACACCCCUGCCGUCUUAUUGCCCAUGAGUGCUCCACCUGUUGCCCAAGAGGAAGAUCUAAACUAUGGGUUUACUCCCCAUGGUGUUCUUAACUUCCUCCUCUUCCUGCGACAUUUAUUCGCCAUUUUUACAUGCAACACUUCCGAACAAACUGUAGCUGUAUCAAGCAGAAGCUCGGCUCCUGGUCACCAGCCACCACAUCAUUUUAGCCAACCAUCGUGUGAUGCUAUUCAUUUUGGUGAUGACCCAGAUUCCCUGGCCACCGGGGAGGCUAGGUACAGGAAUAGAUCAGAUGAACCCCAAAUGAUAGAAAUCCUGCAUCGCAGAUCAAAGGUAGGCACAAUAAUCAAAAACGUGACACGCUGCAGCUCCAGGAGGCGACGGCGCUUCCUCCUGCCUUGCUUAUUAACCAAGGAGAGAAUAUGGCUUUAACCGCUGAGUGUGUGUUGGCAUUUUCAGGCCAGGAUUAAUGUAAAGGAGCAAACCUUUCUACCUCGUACUGUAGAAGCAUUUACCCACGGCACCAUAGUUCACGCUCAUGCCACUCUCCCUGACAUGGACCUGUAGCUUGUGUUUCAUUGGAGCAAUGAAGCGUCUCAGUUUGCAUCUUUUUAACAGUUUACUCAUUGUAAUGUAACACCGUAAGUUAGAGCUGGAUGAUCAGUGAAGGGGGACGUGGAUAGUCGGCACAUUUUAAUAUCAUAAGUGCCUCAGUAUCUCUUCCGUCCCUUCCGCUGCCCUUGGCUCCUCCACUCCACCUCUCUGCUGAUCUUUGGAAUAAAUGAAAACAGACACUAAAACUGCUACAACCAAUUUCAUUAAUGUUUUAUUCAUGCCGAAAUAACCUUAUUAUCCAGAGAAUUAUGAAAUUAGUGUCAUGACAUCAUGCGGAGGCCUUUUGUGUCUCUCUCAGAAUCGUUUGUUUUUCAAGUAUUGACAUUUAUGCGGUGUGAUGUUUACAAUAUGUAAUGUGUUUUUAAUAUUGGAGCAUAGUUAUCAUCCAGCCUCAAAUCUCAUCAGUCAGGGGUGCAUUUAAUAUUGAACAUGUAAACAACUUUCUGCACCAGGAUAAAUUAUUGGCGGCUGCAUGCGCUACAGUAUGUACAUAUACUUAUAUAAUAUAGAUUUGACGAUAAAUAUGUUCCCCCCUGUUUGUGUUUGACUUCUGUGGUGGGAAGAUGGUAAGUUGUACUGUAAGAACACAGUGUGAGAUGAUGUAUCACAAAACUUCCCGGGACUGCUUGACUCCAGUCUCAUCCAAGUCAACAUCA
This is a messenger RNA of Synchiropus splendidus (mandarinfish), 5737 nucleotides long. It is a transcript of the gene atad1a, whose product is annotated as ATPase family AAA domain containing 1a. Bases 105 to 1265 code for a protein of 386 amino acids. The transcript has 11 exons. Gene Ontology annotation, cellular component: mitochondrial outer membrane. The record is from RefSeq and is a predicted model, not a curated record. Gene Ontology annotation, molecular function: ATP hydrolysis activity; ATP binding. Lineage: Eukaryota; Metazoa; Chordata; Actinopteri; Syngnathiformes; Callionymidae.